This is a messenger RNA of Homalodisca vitripennis (glassy-winged sharpshooter), 561 nucleotides long. Its product is annotated as cyclin-dependent kinase inhibitor 1C-like. The record is from RefSeq and is a predicted model, not a curated record. Lineage: Eukaryota; Metazoa; Arthropoda; Insecta; Hemiptera; Cicadellidae. The coding region runs from base 1 to 561 and encodes 186 amino acids. The transcript is spliced from 2 exons.
AUGCAGUGCCUGAUUGUCCUUGCUCUGGCUGCCUUGGCUCAGGCCAACCCUCUGUACUCUACCGCGGUAGUCGCACCUCUAGUGGCCGCCGACAACACUGAGACUGCUGCCCUUAAGACUUUGGCUAUCGAGAAGGCCAAGACUGGUGCCCCUGCCCCGUUCGUUGACACCUACAGUAGGGCUUACUUCGCCCCAGCUGCAGUCCCUGCUUUUGCUCCAGCUGCCGUUCCCACCUACCACGCUCUGGCCCCUGCUGUUGUUCCGGCCUACGCUCCCGCCGCUGUCCCUACCUACCACGCUCUGGCCCCUGCUGCUGUUCCAGCCUACGCUCCCGCCGCUGUCCCUACUUACCACGCUCUGGCUCCUGCUGCUGUUCCAGCUUACGCUCCAGCAUACGCUCCGGCCUACGCUCCUGCCUACGCCCCAGCAGCUAUCCGUGCUAUAGCUCCUGCUGAAGUCUCUGCCGUAUCAGCUGUUGCUCCAACCGUCCUUCUCUCUGACCAAGACGCCGCUAAGGUCAACCAUUUGACUGGUCUGGCUAAGGAACUGUCACACUCAUAA